AGAGGCUUUCUCUCUUUUCAAAGGUAUGCUCAAAUCCUCAAUCAAACCCUCUCUCUUCAAAUGUUGCAUACAUUGGUCAAGUGUUUUUUUCAAUUCCGGAGGUCCUAUUUUGGGCUUGCGGUUAUCGGUCUUAUUCAGAAGCUUGGUUACCCUCUCUCUGUUAUCCUAUUGAAUAUGGUGAUGAAUGGACGGUAAAAGGACGGGUGAGUCGCGAGGGUGAUAGAGCUCUUCCAUGGCAUGGAGAAUUACAAGCUUUUGCCUGAUGUCUUUUCAUUUAACACUCUGAUCAGUGGGCUCUGCAAAGCCCAUAAAGUGAAAGAAGCUAUAGCUUUGCUCAAAGAAAUGGGGAGGAGAGUGUGUCAACCAAACGUCGUGACCUAUAACAUACUCAUGAAUGGUCUUUGUAAAUCAAAGGAAUUUUGUUUUAUGCGAGCUGGACUGCAUUUCUACGACAUGCGGUGCCAAGGUAUGCUCAAAUCCUCAAUCAAACCCUCUCGCUCCACCUGUAAUCUCUUGUUGGGGUCAUUCAAAAGACCAGACCAGGCUCUGUCUCUGUAUAAAACCAUGGCCGGAGCUGGAAUUUCACCUAAUUUUCAAAUGUUGCACACGUUACCCAACUGUUUUUGCGAAUUCCAGAGGACCCAUUUGGCACUUGGGGUUAUCGGUCGCAUUCAGAAGCUUGGUUACCCUCUCUCUGUUAUCCUGUUGAAUAUGGUGAUGAAUGGACUGUCCAAGGAGGGGCAAGUCGUGAGGGCGAUAGAGCUCUUCCAUGGCAUGCAGAAUUACAAGCUUUUGCCUAAUGUCUUUUCAUUUAACACCCUGAUCAAUGGGCUCUGUAAAGCCCAAAAAGUGGAAGAAGCUAUGGCUAUGCUUAAAGAAAUGGGGAAGAGAGGGUGUCAACCAGACGUCGUGACGUAUAAUAUACUCAUGAAUGGUCUCUGCAAAGAGGGCAGCACAGAAGAGGCGAUGCAUUUGUUAGAGAAGAUGUAUCGCAAUGACCUGAACCCCAAUGUCUUUGCAUUUAACGCUCUGAUCAAUGGGUUUUGCAAAGCUGAUAGGGUGGAAGAAGCCUUGGCUUUGUACAAAGGAAUGGGGAAGAUAGGUUGUCAACCAGAUUUUGUCACAUAUAGCACACUCAUUGAUGGCCUCUGCAAGGGUGGGAGAAUAAAGGAGGCAAUGUCUUUCUUGGAGGAGAUGUGUCACAAUGGCUUGAAAGCAGAUGUUGUCACAUAUUGCACUCUUAUGAAUGUGCUAUGCAAAAAAAAUAAGGUGGAAGUAGCCUUGGAUUUACUCAAAGAAAUGGGGAAGAUGGGAUGUCAACCAAAUGUUGUCACAUAUAGCACUCUCAUCGCCCUUCUUUGUAAGGGCGGAAGAACGGAGGAGGCAAUGUCUUUGUUGGCUCAGAUGUUUCACAGUGGCUUGAACCCAAAUGUAGUCAUACAUAACAUUCUUAUAAAUGUGCUAUGCAAAAGAAAUGAGCUGGAAGAAGCAUUAACUUUUUACAAAGAAAUUGGGAAAAGUGGGUGUCAACCAAACAUCAUCACGUAUAGCACACUCAUUGAUGGUUUUUGCAAGGGCCAGAGAACAAAGGAGGCAAUGUCUUUGUUAGAGGAGAUGUAUGACAAUGGCUUGAACCCAAAUGUUGUCACAUAUAACACUCAAAAUGCAUUGUGCAAAAUGAAUAAAGUGGAAGAAGCCUUGGCUUUGCAAAAAGAAAUGGGGAGGAGAGGUUGUCAACAUGAUGUUGUCACAUACAGCAUACUCCUUGAUGGCCUUUGCAAGGGUAAGAGAACAGAGGAGGCAAUGUCUUUGUUAGAGGAGAUGUAUCAAAAUGGCUUGAACCCAGAUGUUGUCACGUAUAACACUCUUAUGAAUGCACUAUGCAAAAGAAAUAAGGUAGGAAGUAGCCUUGGCUUUGCACAAAGAAAUGGGAGGAUAGGAUGUCAAGCAAAUGUUGCCACAUAUAACAUACUCCUUGAUGGUCUUUGCAAAGGUGGAAGAACAGAGGAGGCAAUGUCUUUAUUGGAGGAGAUGUAUCACAAUGGCUUGAACCCAGAUGUGGUUAUGUAUAAUACUCUUAUAAAUAUGCUAUGCCAAAGAAAUAAGGUGGAAGAAGCAUUGAAAUUUUACAGAGAAAUGGGGCAAAGUUCGUGUCAACCAAAUGAUUUCCCCUAUAAUGCAGCGAUCGAUGGUUCUUUCAAGGGUGGCAGAACAAAGGAGGCCAUAUCUUUGUCGGAUGAGAUAUAUUGCAGCAGCUUGAACCCAGAUGUUAUCACAUAUAACACUCUUAUGAAUGCAUUGUGCAAAACAAAUAAGGUGGAAGAAGCCUUGGCAUUGCACAAAGAAAUGGGGAAGAGAGGAUGUCAACCAGAUGUUGUCACAUAUAACACACUGAUCAAUGGUCUUUGCAAGUGCGGUAGAACAGAGGAGGCAAUUUCUUUAACAUUUUGAUCAAGCAAAGCCGAUAAGGUGGAAGAAGCCUUGGAUUUUCACAAAGAAAUGGGGAAGAUAGGGUGUCAACCAGAUGUCGUCAC
Molecule: messenger RNA, 2534 nt
Organism: Amborella trichopoda
Lineage: Eukaryota; Viridiplantae; Streptophyta; Magnoliopsida; Amborellales; Amborellaceae
Source: RefSeq, a predicted model, not a curated record